Messenger RNA from Pseudoliparis swirei, 3105 nucleotides. It is a transcript of the gene rbm12bb, whose product is annotated as RNA binding motif protein 12Bb. NCBI's taxonomy places the organism in Eukaryota, Metazoa, Chordata, Actinopteri, Perciformes, Liparidae. Gene Ontology annotation, molecular function: RNA binding. The record is from RefSeq and is a predicted model, not a curated record. The transcript is spliced from 2 exons. Bases 111 to 2033 code for a protein of 640 amino acids. Gene Ontology annotation, biological process: regulation of RNA splicing. Gene Ontology annotation, cellular component: ribonucleoprotein complex; nucleoplasm.
CUUUGAGAAGAGACUGAGCAACACGAAGCCAAACGAGACUGAUCUGAUCGCUAUCUUGCUUUCGCACGAGUCUCUGACUGUCGAUUGUGUGCUGUUGUUUGUACUUCAGCAUGGCGGUCGUCAUCCGUUUACAGGGACUAAAGGUCACAGCAGGUUCUGAGGAUAUUCGCAAGUUCUUCACUGGCCUCAAAAUUCCGGAUGGAGGGGUGCAUAUAAUUGGUGGGGAGCGAGAUGAAGCUUUCAUUAUCUUUGCUUCGGAUGAAGAUGCAAGAAGAGCCAUGAUACGGUCAGGAGGUUGCAUUAAGGGGUCACCUGUUGCAUUGCUACUAAGUAGUAAAGCAGAGAUGCAGAACGUGCUUGAAAAAAGUGCAAUAAAUGCAGAGCCAGAUCAAAAGAGGCGACUCGAGGAGAAUGCGAGGUGCGCUAGAAGAUCUGUGGACCCGGAGAUGGGCAGGAGAUCGGCGAGCAGAUCGGAUUAUUCUCCCCUCCACCACCAGAGGGCUUCAAACUCGAAUGACUUUUUGCACGUGUUUCUAAAAGGAAUGCCAUUUUCUGUGACCGAAGAGGAAGUCCGGGACUUUUUCUGUGGUUUACGAAUUGAUGAAAUUGUCUUAUUGAAAAAUGCAAAUGGUACAAACGAUGGGAAAGGUCUGGUCCAAUUUGCAACAAAAGAGGAUGCAAAUGAAUCCCUGAAGAGGGAUAGGGGAUACAUUGGCUCGAGGUAUGUGGAGAUUUCCACAACAACGGCAGACGAUUGGCGCCGGGUUACAGGCAAAAUGGCGAUGGCUGUCAACACGGAUGAUAACUUUGAAAGGGACCGAUCACCCAUUCGCCAGCAAAGGAAUCCACAUCCUGUGAGGUCACAAUCACCUUUUGCUCCGAUGCCCGUUGCCGCUUCUGACAAUGAGUACUGCGUUUUGAUGGAAAAUCUGUCCUUUACAGCUGAUAAAGAAGACGUAAAAAGUAUUUUUCGAAAUGCAAAGCUUGAGGAUGACCAGAUUCUCUACUUGAUGGGCAAUGAUGGGAGAAGAACGAGGUCCACAUUUGUGCUGUUCAAAAAUCUGCCUGACUAUUGUGACGCCAUAUCUCCUGAAAAACGGCAGUUUUUCAACCGGUGGAUUUAUACACGGCCAAUCUCAAGAGAGAAAAUGAUCGCCCUUCUGGAAGCUCAGAGCACCGAUGUCGGACCGUCUAGCACCAAUGUCGGACCUUCUGGAAACUCUGAACUUCAGGAUCGGCCUCCGUCUUAUGACUCAGAGAAAGUUUGUGUGUUCAUGCGGAACCUACCAUUUGAUGUGCAGAAAUUUGAGAUCAUGAACUUCUUCCUCGGGUUUAAUAUCACAGAGGACAAGGUGUUUGUGCUGCAUGACCAUGAAGGUGCUGGAGUUGGGAAGGCUUUGGUUCUCUUCCGGGCGGAGGCGGAGGCUAUGAGUGCACUCUCUCGCAAUGGACAGAGGUGUCUUGGGUCAGAAGUCCUACUCAAAUGCAUUUCACGUUCUCAGAUGCGGCAGUUGGGUGUUGAGCCGCCACUGGUGCAAGAACCAAUUGUGCAACAGCCGCUGCAAAGAGAUGAGCGAUUCUCAGGCAGGAGAAGCGAGGCGUCCUACCACCCCGGUGACACACAAUAUCCUGACCUUAGGAUUCCUCAGGACGGUAAUGUACCAAUGGCUAAUACACACGCCCACGGCUAUGGAGGCUGUGAGAAUCAGCCCUAUGCAGUCGGCCCUUACGGCCCACACGGCGGAGGUAAUGGUGUUCAUGGUGGCUUUGGUCCCCCAGUGCAGCAUUUUGAUAUUCACACCUGCGUUAAGCUACUUAACUUACCAUUUCAAAUCAGAAGUGAAGAAAUCUAUGACUUCUGCUAUGGGUUUCGCAUUGUCCCUGGAUCUGUCACACUUCACUAUCACCAGAGUGGGAAACCGAAAGGCACCGCAACUGCAGUAUUUGAGUGCCGUCAGGAGGCGUUAACGGCAGUUGAGGAACUGAGUGGAAGACCCAUUGGUCCAAGAAAAAUACAUCUAAUACUUGUGUGAAAGGGAGAUCUUUUCACGGCACCUUAUGUGCCCUAGCAGUGUAGUUAGGACACGUUAACAAUGUUGAUGAAACAAGUUUAUUUAAAGGAAGCUAUAGGCUUUUCUUUCUAUUUUUUAUAUGAUUUUUAUUUUUUACUCUUUAUGCCAUGGCUUUGUGAUUGUAGAAGCUAUUUAUUUUGUUAAUAUUUAGUUUUUUGUUUUUUUACAAGCAGCAUUGUUUAAUGAUUUAAAUAAAGUUUUCUUAUUUAGGUUAGAUUGUUUUAGGAUAGCUUUUUCAUUGAUAACUUUUAGUUUAAUUAUUUUUUGUCUGGAUAUACUUAGUCUUUUGGUUGUUCAUUUGUUUAUUCCUUGGGUAAUGCUGUGGGCACUUGGGGUUAUCUGUAGGAGUAGGCAGGGGCGGGACCAGCAUGAACCUCGGUAGGUCUAUGUUUAUUUUUAUUUUUUUACAAUAGCGGGAGAAGAAGCAUGAGGAGGUCCUUUGUUCUUUUGUUUGCUUUAGUUAAAUAAAUUAGCGUCCCUUUCAUUUGUGGUGUCUUGUUUGUUUUUUGUAUAUAUAAAUAUAUACAAAUGUACUAGUGGCCAAUCAUUGUGAAUAUAAUGAAAUUUGCUAUACAUUUUUGGUCUUACUGUGGGUUUUUCUUACAUGUUGGACUUUGGGGUUUUUAUUCUUUGCUUAUCCUAAAAAUAAGCACUCGAUUUGGGGUUCUCAUUUGCUCAAUCAUUGACAUUUGUGGGGGAUUUAACUUCCGACAGUGUGGCAAAUGUAUGUAAAUUGCAUUUUGCUACAUGUGGCUGGUGUUUAAGUGUUUUUAUAAAAAAAUACAUACCUUUUUAAAUUGUCAGUUUUUCUUCAUAGAUCUGUCACAUACAAUGUGAAUGCAUUUUGCUUACAUUAACUGUGUAUAAAACUUGCUUGUUAAUCACCAAUAAUAACAGGAAUGAGCUACUCACCGCUCUGAAGGGUAUAACCUUAAAUCUAAUUGUUAGGAUUUAGUUGGGAUGUUUGCCUUUUUUAUAAAAAGUAUCAUUUGUGAAAAUGUCCCUCCUAAUAAAAGAAAACGAUGAAGUUUGA